Molecule: messenger RNA, 1353 nt
Organism: Recurvomyces mirabilis
Lineage: Eukaryota; Fungi; Ascomycota; Dothideomycetes; Mycosphaerellales; Teratosphaeriaceae
Exons: 1
Coding region: 1-1353 (450 amino acids)
Source: RefSeq, a predicted model, not a curated record
AUGCACAUCCCACCACCGCCCUCCCCCAGCGACCUCCUCCCACCCCUCCUAGCAUGUCUACCCACAGCGUUCAUGUCACCCCAGCCUCCGCCCGCCUUACUUCCUCUCCUCUCGCCCAUCCUCCGCCAACGCAUCCAGUACAUGAACCCCGAGCCCAGCACCAACAACCGUGGUGAGACGUGGCUGCCAUUACUACAAUGGGAUCGCGGGCUAGCGGCCAAGCUUCCCGACGUAGUGGAGAGGAUCCAGCCCGAACCUCAUCCUGUUUCAGGCGAGCUGGAGAUAGACGAGCUGCGACCAGCAAAGUACAGACGGUUGGACGAGGAGACAUUGCAGGCACGGCUGGAAGUGGAGCAAUAUGAGAUUCUACCGAUAUAUGUCUGGUGUGAGAAUGAUGAGCAUGGACAAACAGGACCAGGGUGGAAACUCGCCGAGCUGAGAAGUCUGGAGGAUGUGGAAGACGGCACAAUCUGGUCGGAGAGCAUACUCCAAGCCAACGACGCGGCAGAAAGAGAAACCAACACGCACUCCCUACCCGUCCCUCAUUACACCAACGGCAAUGGUCACGCGACCUACUCCCACCAACCUCCUACUACAGACGAAGAAGAAGAAGAAGCAUACGACGACGGCAGCUACUGGGCCGCCUACGACGCGACACCCGGCCGAACCCCAGCCAAAGGACCCUCCCCCGCCCCACCACAGCAUCAGGACCAAGCGAACAACAGCAAUACUUCCCGCCAACGCACCCAGUCAGAACAAGACUACUAUAACCGCUACGGCGCCGAAGUGGAACCCGCGCUCGACGGCCACGAUCCAGAUGAGGAGGUACCGGCUGAGGUGGCGGUGGGGGGGAGUACGUUGAAUGGCGGGAGGUUGCCGAAUAACACUUCUUCUUCUGGGUUGGGAGGGGAGAGGGGGAUGGGGCAGCCACCGGGGAGGGUGGAGACGGCGAGUCGACCGCAGCAACGCUCGCUCUUCCCUGCCGACGCAGAUGCAGAGCGUCCUCAUGAUUCGGCUGUCUCGACCUCCUUAGCACAAUCCCAAGCCCUGCUCAACGGGCCCUCCGAGCUCCCCCAACCCCGGGCCAUCAGUCCCACGACCUCCCACACCAGCAGCGUCGAUCGGCUGGAAGAAGCGGCCGCCGCGAUGGAUACCUCGCAUCACAACGCAGGGAAUGGCAGUGGUGGUGAUGGAGGGGACGAUAGAGCUCUACGCGGGAUUAAAAUGCACAUCGCGACUGACAUUAAGAGUUUAUUUCGACUUGCGAGGAGUGCGGGGAUGGAAAGGAGGGAGUUUGAGGAGGUGGUGGGGAGGGAGUUGAGUGUACUUGGCAUGCUCGAGGGGGAUGAUUGA